AUGAUCGUAUUCUUCUUACUCGGUAUUUCUGAGAGCAUUUUGACUCACAGAAAUGGUCCUUUUCCAGCAGCCAAGAUGCAUCCAGGACACAAAAUUAUUUUUAAUAGUCCUUUUCCAGCAACCAAGCUGCAAUCAAGAUACAAUAAUAUUUUGAAAGAACGAAUUAAUCUGACUGGACCUCCAGUUGUCAAAAUCGAUUAUUUGGCUGCCAUAAG
This is a messenger RNA of Racocetra persica, 215 nucleotides long. The record is from the annotation of a GenBank genome assembly. Lineage: Eukaryota; Fungi; Glomeromycota; Glomeromycetes; Diversisporales; Gigasporaceae.